AUGCAGGGGCUCCCACUGUCCACAAUGACCUCUGUGUUGGUGCUGCUGAUCGGGCAGGUGAGUGCUGAUGAAGUGACGAGACGGGACGGCUGCCUGUCGGGACACCCUGGAAUUCCAGGGGACCCCGGCCACAACGGGAUACCAGGACGGGAUGGGCGAGACGGAUGGAAAGGAGACAAGGGAGACUCAGGUGAGCUGGGUGCUUGUGGUCCCCCUGGCAAUGAUGGCUCGAAGGGAGAUAAAGGAGACCCAGGCCUUCCAGGCCUUUCUGGUGUCAAAGGGAGGUGAGGCGAGACGGCCGAGAGGGGAGCCCCUGGAAAGUUGGGCCCCCAGGGGGUUCCUGGGCCUGUGGGCAGUACAGGACAAAAAGGGGAGCUUGGGCUUCCAGGGCCACAGGGGCCUAAGGGAGAAGUGGGCCCCCGGGGGCCACAGGGGCUGCAGGGAGUGGUCGGCCCCCAAGGAGAGAUUGGGUACCCCGGGCCUAUAGGGCCUACUGGCAUAGAAGGGCCGAAGGGUGAGAUAGGGGUCCCGGGUCACAAAGGCAACAUUGGGCACCAAGGCGAGAAAGGGGAUCGAGGAGAGGUAGGAGAGAAGGGAGCUGCCAGAGACAUGCCCACCGUUUAUCGUAGUGCCUUCUCUGCUGGCCUGACCGACCUCUCCAAGUUCCCUCCUGCCAACGCUCCCAUCAAGUUCGACAAGAUCAUCUACAACCGGCAGGGCCACUACGAGCCCUCGACGGGCGUGUUCACAUGCGUGUUCCCGGGGACCUAUUACUUCACCUACCACAUCACCGUGUACACGAGGAGCGUGAAGGUGGCGCUGGUGAAGAGCGGCACACGAGUGCUGCACACGGCCAACAUGUACCAGAGCAGCGAGGACCAGGCCUCGGGGGGCGCCGUGCUGCAGCUCAGGGAUGGGGACACGGUGUGGCUGCAGGUCAUCGGAGGGGAGUUCUCCAAUGGACUAUUCGCCGACGAGGAUGACGACACCACCUUCACAGGCUUCCUGCUGUUUGCAGAUUGA
Molecule: messenger RNA, 1023 nt
Organism: Polyodon spathula (Mississippi paddlefish)
Lineage: Eukaryota; Metazoa; Chordata; Actinopteri; Acipenseriformes; Polyodontidae
Gene: c1qtnf9
Product: C1q and TNF related 9
Exons: 3
Molecular function (GO): protein binding
Source: RefSeq, a predicted model, not a curated record